Doryrhamphus excisus (bluestripe pipefish) is the source of this 3054-nucleotide messenger RNA. The record is from RefSeq and is a predicted model, not a curated record. Lineage: Eukaryota; Metazoa; Chordata; Actinopteri; Syngnathiformes; Syngnathidae.
AUUUAGACGGAAACUGUUUGGAUUGCAGUGUUGGACUAUGCGUACUUUGUUGUAAAAACACAGCAUACAAUGUGUAGAUAUGACUUUUUUGCUGCAGUAUGUGCCUUAUUUUUUAGAAAAAUACUGAACAUAUUAUCUUAAUUGUCACUUCCGGUUAAAGUGACAAAAAUAAUGAGCCCACGAAUCUAUUAUUCCCAAUGGAGUGUGGUUUAUCAGUGGAAAAGUAAAUAAAGUCAAGUCAAACUUUAUUUCUACAGCACAUUUAAAAGAACGUGGAUGAACUAAAAUACUCCACCAGCCAAGCAAGCAUCUCAGUAUGCAGAUACUUGACGUGAUGGGGUUAUGUAGUUAUGCCAUACGUCCACUAGAGGGAGAUAUAGACCACGGGACUGUUAAAUCUUCAUCCGGUUGGUCGGGACUCCUCCCAGAGAGGACGUCGUUCCCACCCGAGUGAAACAAAGAGAUUAGACGGUGAGAGAGGAGAUCACGACAAGCUUUUUGUGACUGCACUGUCUUCGGACAUAUUCGUCUAUUCUAUUUUGGAUAUCUCUUUUCGGACGGUAUUGGGCCCUCCUUUCUUCGUGCCUUAUACGUGGAUGUAUGGAAUGAUGCAUGCUGCGGGAAGAUGGAGCUCAGUGCGGAUGUUUGUGCUCUUCGUGCUGCUGGAGUGUUACUGGGAAGCGGUGUGCGGCCAGCUCUCUUACUCCGUGGCGGAGGAGGUGAAGGUGGGCACCGUGGUGGGAAAUGUUGCUAAGGAUUUGAGCCUCAACGUCCACGAUUUGGAGUCCCGCAUGUUUCAGAUCGUUGCGGGGGGCAGGAGGAAAUAUGUGGAGGUAAACCUAAAGACUGGGGUCCUCUACGUGAAUGAGAGAAUAGAUCGAGAGGAACUGUGUGGAGACCAAGCCAAAUGUUCACUCGGUGUGGAGGCAGUGAUUAAUAAUCCUUUAAAACUGUACCGGAUUGAAAUUAUAAUAUUGGAUGUAAAUGACAAUUAUCCUUCGUUUUCUAAGCAUGUUCAGGUGUUAAAUAUUAGUGAGAUCACAACAGCAGCAGGAGCUAAAUUCCCUCUGCAUGCAGCUAAUGACGCAGACGUUGGUAAAAAUACAAUAAAUUCAUACAAGCUGAAUCAAAAUGAAUAUUUUUCUCUUGAAGCACAGAAAGGAGAAACACCAGAAUUAGUGCUUCAGAGGCCUUUAGACCGAGAAAAACAGCCCACUAUCACACUCACAUUGACUGCUAUUGAUGGAGGAACACCAGCUAAAUCAGGCACUAUGACUAUUGUUGUUAAUGUAUUGGAUAUUAAUGACAAUGCUCCUGUAUUUAGCAAAAGUCUGUACAAAGCUACCAUAUAUGAGAAUAUUAAAAUUGGCACAUCGAUAAUAACACUAAAUGCUACUGAUUUAGAUGCAGGACCAAACGGACACGUGUUCUAUUCUUUCAGUGAAGGAGGAAAAGAGAAACAAACAAACAUGUUUUCUAUUGAUGAAAAAACUGGAACAGUAACAAACAAACAAAGUAUUGACUUUGAAGAAACCAAUGCAUUUGAGCUAAGAGUACAAGCUAGUGAUGGGGGUUAUAAUCCCCUAACCUCUCAUACCAAAUUAUUAAUAGAAGUUUUAGAUGUCAAUGACAACGCCCCUGAAAUUACAGUGACAUCAUUGUUAAACACAGUGAAAGAAGAUGCAAGUAUUGGCACCGCCAUUGCAAUCGUCUCUGUGUUGGACAAAGAUGGAGGUAAAAAUGGUCUGGUGCACAGUAAAAUUAACAACAAUGUGCCUUUUAAACUCGAGUCCAAUUAUAAGAAUUCCUAUUCUUUAGUUGUCGAUGGUCCUCUUGACAGAGAGAGUGUAUCUAUGUACAAUAUCAGCAUCACUGCAACCGAUGAAGGAAGCCCACCUCUGUCCAGCACCAGUGUAGUUUAUGUUCAUGUUUCUGAUGUUAAUGACAACCCCCCUCGCUUCCCAGAGGCCCCCAUUAAUGUUUACAUUAAAGAAAAUAGCCCCCCUGGAGAAUUAAUUCAUAGAGUGACUGCAGUAGAUGACGACAUUGAUGAAAAUGGCCGAAUAAGUUACUCCUUUGUACAAAGUAGCACCGACUCCAUGCCGCUAACUACAAUGAUCAACAUCAACUCCGAGACUGGAGAUAUAGUCAGCUUGCAGUCCUUUGACUACGAGAAGCUAAAGACCUUCCGGUUCAAAGUCCAGGCCACAGACUCCGGUGUUCCUGCACUCAGCAGCAACGUCACCGUGAACGUUUUCAUCCUGGAUGAGAACGACAACAGUCCCACCAUCCUGGCGCCCUAUUCCGAGCACAGCUCCGUUAACAGCGAGAGCAUCCCCUAUUCUGCCGAAGCGGGAUACUUUGUGGCAAAGAUCAGGGCUGUAGAUGCAGACUCUGGAUACAAUGCACUGCUCUCCUAUCACCUGUCUGAGCCCAAAGGCAACAACAACCUCUUCCGGAUGGGAACCAGCACCGGGGAGAUCCGCACCAAGAGGAGAAUGAGUGACAAUGACCUGAAAAGUCACCCCUUGGUGGUGUUGGUUUGUGAUCAUGGAGAAGCCUCCCUGUCAGCUACUGUGUCUAUUGAUGUGGUGGUGCUUGAAAGCACAGCUGACAUCCACACUCCGUUCAGACAUGUGCCCAUGAAGGAGGAGACCUUCUCGGAUUUACACUUGUAUCUCCUCAUCGCCAUUGUGGCCGUGUCCCUCAUCUUUCUGCUCAGCCUCAUCACCUUAGUAGCCGUCAGAUGCCACAGACAGACAGACGGCACUUUGGGCAGGUACGGGGCCCCGAUGAUCACCACCCAUCCUGACGGGAGCUGGUCUUACUCCAAAGCUACUCAGCAGUAUGACGUGUGUUUCAGCUCAGACACGCUCAAGAGCGAUGUGGUGGUUUUCCCGGCACCUUUUCCACCCGUAGAUGCUGAACUGAUCAGUAUUAACGGAGGAGACACCUUUACCAGGACUCAGACUUUACCCAAUACCGACAAGGUGAGUCCAUACCCUCUUCCUUGCUAUGGCCUAUUAACACAUCACCAAUAGAUGCGUGUGUAUU